AUGGCGGAAGAGCAAGCGGUAGCUGUGGCGGUGACUAAGGAGGAGAGAUCGAUCGGCAGGGUGGUUCGAUUCAGCGACAAGAAGGGAUUUGGAUUUAUCAAACCUGAUGAUGGAGACAAAGAUCUAUUCGUUCAUCACUCCGCCAUCAAAUCUGAUGGUGGCUACCGUACUCUUUACGAAGACGACGUCGUUGAGUUCACUAUUUCACUGACCGACGACAAGUACCAAGCAGUUGACGUCACUGCACCCGGUGGUGGACCUAUCAAACGGCGCACAACCUCCUCCGGUGGAUUCAACCGCCGCAACAACAAUACCAACAGUGCUGGUUGUUUCAAUUGUGGAAAUCCUGGCCACAUAGCUAGGGAUUGCAACAAUAACAGUAGUAACAGUUACAAUUACAGUAAUAAUAAUAAUAACAAUCGCGGUGGUGUUGCUACCGAUUUUGGUUGCUAUAAGUGUGGGAGCAGUGGGCAUUUUGCUAGGGAGUGUCCGAAGGGGAAUAGUAAUGGGUGUUACAGCUGUGGAGGGUUUGGGCAUGUGGCAAGGGACUGUCCUGGUGGGAGUGGAGCUUGUUAUAACUGCGGUGGGUAUGGACAUUUGGCUCGGGAUUGCACAAGUGCGAGAGGAACUGGUGGUGGAAGGUUUGGCGGUGGUAAUAGUGGUGGAUGCUUUAAUUGUGGGAAGGAAGGGCACUUUGCUAGGGAUUGUCCUGAUCAGUCUUGA
This is a messenger RNA of Dovyalis caffra, 723 nucleotides long. NCBI's taxonomy places the organism in Eukaryota, Viridiplantae, Streptophyta, Magnoliopsida, Malpighiales, Salicaceae. The record is from the annotation of a GenBank genome assembly.